Prorocentrum cordatum is the source of this 411-nucleotide messenger RNA. NCBI's taxonomy places the organism in Eukaryota, Dinophyceae, Prorocentrales, Prorocentraceae. The record is from the annotation of a GenBank genome assembly.
AUGAAUCCAAGAGAGCUGCGCGGGACUCUGAUGCCCCCGAAAGGCUUCACGACAGACCAGGACAGCCCAACGACGCUGGUCAGGAGGAGAAAAAGCUCACAGACACAAGGAGAGGAGAAGGUGAAGGAGGACAAACAUGUGUGCGUUGAGUUGACAGCAUGUCUGGGGUCAAGUGGGUUUUGUUGUUGCAGGGCCCGCGGCACAGUGGCCGAUGGCUUUCCGUUCGUGGUAAUAAUUCACUCUGUUCGGUUCUUUUGCCCGUGGCAGCAAAGCCGUGGCACGUUUUUGCGCCCCCCUCGCGCCUUCAAGUGGCUGGUGGAGCUGAGUCUAAGUUAUGAUCAGCCCAAUCGUCUGCACGACAUUUCAUGCAUAAUCCAAGUUCGUGUAACUUGCUGUGUUAUCGUUAUGUGA